Molecule: messenger RNA, 2099 nt
Organism: Phycodurus eques (leafy seadragon)
Lineage: Eukaryota; Metazoa; Chordata; Actinopteri; Syngnathiformes; Syngnathidae
Product: ceramide synthase 2-like
Exons: 11
Coding region: 160-1368 (402 amino acids)
Biological process (GO): ceramide biosynthetic process
Cellular component (GO): membrane
Molecular function (GO): DNA binding; sphingosine N-acyltransferase activity
Source: RefSeq, a predicted model, not a curated record
CUUGUUUUCAAGAUUCAUCACUUGUUGUGCGCGCGCGCAGGUGUGGUUGUUCGGACUCAGCAGAGAAACAAGCAUCAGACGCCAAACACGAGAGGAAUUGACUGUUGUGGAUUCUCUACCUGUGUCCCCACAACUGAGCGUCACAUAGCACUCAGCAAAAUGGAGCUGCUGCCUGACGUGUGGCGACAGGACUACUGGCUUCCUUCAGGUGUGACCUGGGAGGACAUGGACCAGCUGGCCCCCUGGGAGCGCCCGCUCCCCAGAGACCUCCUCGUAGCAGUGCCCAUCGCUUUGAGCUUUGUGGUCCUGCGUUAUGUGUUUGAGCGGUUCUGUGCCCCACCCAUUGGCAGAUGUUUAGGAGUUAGGAAUAGGCCGCAAGUGACUGCUACCCCCUCCCCUAAACUGGAGUCGUUUUACACAAAACACAGCACGCGGCCGACACAGAGUGACAUCAUUUAUUUAAUGUCGCUGUGCGGCAAAAGCCAGAGGGAAAUCGAGACCUGGUUCCGACUGCGGAGACACCAGGACAAGCCGUGUCAAACCAAGAAGUUUGGCGAAGCGGCUUGGAGGUUCUUUUUCUAUCUAACAGCCUUUGUGGGUGGGCUGGCCUGUUUGAUCCAUACCCCCUGGUUCUGGGACCUCAGGGAAUGCUGGAGGCAAUAUCCAGUUCAGCCCAUGCAAAGACUUCAUUACUGGUACUACAUGCUGGAGCUUGGUUUUUACGGCUCCCUGCUUCUCCGAAUCUCUCUAGACAUCAAGAGGAAGGAUUUCAAGGAACAAGUGAUCCACCAUUUGGCCACCGUGUUGCUGCUCAGUUUCUCCUAUUGUGCCAACUACAUUCGCAUUGGCACUUUGGUCAUGCUCCUCCAUGACUCAGCUGAUAUCCUGCUAGAAUCUGGCAAGAUGUUUAACUACGGCUCUGGCUGGAGGAAAGUGUGUGACAUACUGUUUGUGGUUUUUACUACAGUAUUCUUUUUGACUCGAUUGGUGAUUUUUCCCAGCAAGAUCAUCCACACUACCCUAAUACUAUCCAUGGAGACUUUCCAACCUUUUGCUGGCUACUACUUUUUCAACAUCAUCUUAAUGGUGCUGCAGGGUCUUCACGUCUUUUGGGCUGCUUUAAUCUUAAGGAUGGUCCCGAAAUUCUUGACAGGAAAGAUGGAAAAAGAUGAACGCAGCGAUGAAGACAGUGAGCUGGAGGAAGAUAAAGAAGAAGACAUCCAAGGGGGAGAUUAUUGUCAAACGGGAUGUAAAGACACCCAAAACUACAAACUACCCCCACUGAGUAACAACUGUGUCCUUAAUAAUCUCACCAACCACAGGGCUUCAAUUGUUGAUAGAAUGCGUCAAGAUCAGUCGAGAUUUUAAGUGACGUUAUUAUUAUUUUAUUUUUUUAUAACCAAGACCACUUUAGAAACUGUGGCAAUCCGUAAUCCAGCGAUAGCAAAGCAUGAGAUGGUAUGCAUUCCAAGAUAUAAUUGUUGUUCAAUUCAUACUGUGUAGUCAAAUUGUGCAUAUUUUAGAAGAGUAGUAGAUGCGAGUGGAAUAUCUUUGCUGUUUUAAAUUUGGGCUAUAUCAGACCUGUGCGGAAAAGUCAGUUACACACAACAUUCAGUACUUGUACAUCUGUAGAGUCUAAUGAGGGCCAAUACAAGAGCUGUAUUUAAAAAUGUUGCCUAAAAAUUUUACAGCUAUAAGUAUGUAGCCUAUACUUUUUUUUUGAAAGUUUCAAAACAUUUUGAGACCGAUGUGUUGUUGUUUGAUGGAACCAGACUUUAAGGAAGAGCUGCCAUAUGACGACAACAACAAUAAAUGUAUCUUUGUUCAUCUAUCUAUGCCAGCAGCGUAUAAUGCUAGGCAGAACAAUUAGAUGCUCUUCCAAUAGAUGGCAAAAUACAACGGAAUAACAUCUUUGUGUUCAUCUAGCAGGCCCAGACUUCACACUGAGUAAGUAGAUUUGUGAGUAUACUGAGACGAGGUCAACAUUAUUUCAGUGUACAGUUUAGGCCUCGUGACGUUUUUUGUUUGCUGGUGUGGCGUGAGGGUUUUCCUGAUGUAAACGAUGCGCCUUGGCUCAAUAAAGGUUGGGAAACACUGAA